UCCUAUCGUCAUAGUUGAUGAUCUACCGUAUGAUUUUAUUUAGGAUCUUUCGCAGUAGAUUUUAAGCAUCUAGACUCUAAGUCGACUAAAUGAAUAUAUCGUAUACUUUAGAUUUACAUACUUAACCGCAGAGUUAUGUGUCAAUAAUAUUUUUUCUUAAUUUUUUUUUUAAUAGUGAUUAAUGUUUAAAAACACGUUAUUUAUUUGUUAUUUAUUAAUAAACAUUUCUUUCAAGUAUUGAAUUUUACACUAGUAAAGUUUGUGCUUUGAAUUUUUAAAGAAAAGUCCAUCAUUUAUAUGGGGUUAUACGCCGCGACUGCACAGCACGUGGCGUCCACAUUCAAAUACUAAACGAAUACCAUUACUAUAUUACAUAAGUAAUUAAUUAACUAUUCAUUGAAGCCUCAAGCCCUAGCUAGACGUAAUUAUGGUAGCUGAAGGCAAUAUGCCAGCAAGAUUUCCAGAGGCAGGUCAACAAGCCAAUAAUGUUACUGUUAAUGGUAACUCACCAUAUUCCUCACACCACCUUGGUGACGAUGAAAUAGUUAUUAGUGGUAUUUCUGGGCGUCUCCCAGAGUCUAGUUCUAUUGCUGAGUUCAAGGAACAGCUUUUUGCUGGUGUUGACUUGGUCACUGAUGACGAAAGACGUUGGCCAGCAGGUUUACACGGUUUACCCACAAGAACUGGAAAAUUAAAAGAUCUAGCUCAUUUCGAUGCAAAUUUUUUUGGUGUACAUGCCAAACAAGCUGAUGUAAUGGACCCUCAACUUAGAUUAAUGUUGGAAUGUACUUAUGAAAGUAUAGUAGAUGCAGGAAUAAAUCCAGAUGUUAUUCGUGGUUCAAAAACUGGUGUAUUCAUUGGAGCUUCUAACAGUGAAACUGAUGACUAUCUUAGUAGAGUUCCAGAACGAGUCAAUGGCUAUGGAUUGACUGGUUGUUGCCGAGCUAUGUUCCCUAAUAGAAUUUCUUAUACAUUUGACUUUAAUGGACCCAGUUAUGCAAUAGAUACAGCCUGUUCCAGUAGUUUAUUUGCACUUUCACAAGCUGUUCAUGCUAUGAAAAGUGGGCAGUGUGAUUCUGCUAUUGUUGGUGGUGUCAAUUUAUUAUUAAAACCUACCAAUUCAUUACAGUUCCACAAACUGAGUAUGUUGUCACCACAAGGAAUGUGUAAAGCUUUUGAUGUGUCUGGUAAUGGAUAUGUUAGAAGUGAAGCAGUUGUUAUUGUAUUUUUACAAAAAGCUAGUAUAGCCAAACGUAGUUAUGCUACAAUAAUGGGAGCACUUACUAAUACAGAUGGUUUUAAAGAUCAAGGAAUCACAUUCCCUAGUGGAUCAAUGCAAAAUAAACUCAUUCAGGAAGUUUAUGCAAAAUGUGGUGUAAAUCCAUGUGAUGUCUCUUAUGUUGAAGCUCAUGGUACAGGAACAAAAGUGGGUGAUCCCCAAGAAGUAAACUCUAUUGCUGAUUUCUUCACAAAAGGCCGUUCUUCUCCAUUAUUAAUUGGAUCUGUUAAAUCAAACAUGGGUCACUCUGAGCCUGCUUCUGGUCUUUGUUCAUUAGCUAAAAUUGUCAUUGCCAUGGAGGCAGGCAAAAUUCCAGGAAAUUUGCAUUUUGCCAAUCCAAACCCUGAUAUCCCAGCAUUAUUAGAUGGAAGAUUACAAGUUGUAAACGAGAACUGGGAAUUUAAUGGUGGUUAUAUUGCUUUAAAUUCCUUUGGUUUUGGUGGAGCUAAUGCUCAUGUUUUAUUAAAAUCAAAUCCUAAACCAAAAACUGCACCCAUUCAAAAUAACGUACCUAGAUUAGUAACAGUUUCAGGAAGAACCCUAGAUGCUGUUAAUAAUAUGUUGACCAAUAUUUCCAAUACACCUUUGGAUGAUGACUUUAUUGCACUGAUCCAUGACAUUCACUCAAAUAAUAUUAAUGGACAUGGAUUUAGAGGAUAUUCUGUUUUAGGAAAAUCUAUUACUGAAGUAGCUGAAGUAACAUCUAAUAAAAGACCAAUAUGGUUUAUUUUCUCUGGAAUGGGAAGUCAGUGGGCUGGUAUGGCUGAAGGUCUGUUACAAUUGGAACCAUUUUCAAAAGCUAUUAAUAGAGCAGCUGCAGUUCUUCAAGUUGAAGGUCUUGAUUUAUUAAGCAUCAUUAAUUCUAAAGAUGAAAAAACAUUUGACAAUGUUUUGAACUCAUUUGUAUCAAUUACAUCAAUGCAGGUUGCUUUAGUUGACUUAUUAAAAUCAAUUGGUAUUGAACCUGACGGUGUUGUUGGUCAUUCUGUGGGUGAACUUGGUUGUGCUUAUGCUGAUGGUACUUUUAAUGCAGAUCAAGCAGUUUUAGCUGCAUAUUGGAGAGGUCGUAGUAUUUUAGAAUCUAAAUUAUCUACUGGAUCUAUGGCUGCUAUUGGUUUAUCAUGGGAAGAAACCAAAAAGAGGUUACCUGGAGAUUUAGUUGCUGCUUGCCAUAACAGUGAAGACAGUGUUACUGUGUCAGGUCCUCCUGACAGUCUUAGUGCGUUUGUGAAAGUUUUACAAACGGAAGGAAUUUUUGCUAAAGAAGUUAAAAGUUCUGGAUUUGCUUUCCACUCUAAAUAUAUUGCAGAUGCUGCUCCAAAAUUACGUAGCAAUUUAGAAAGGAUUAUACCAAAUCCAAAACCACGAACAAAACGAUGGAUAAGUUCUUCUAUUCCCGAAGAUAAAUGGAAUACCCCAUUAGCACAAAUGAGUUCUACUGCUUACCAUGUAAACAACUUGUUAGCUCCAGUUUUAUUCCAUGAAGCUAUUUCUCAUGUUCCAAAAGACUCUAUUGUAGUAGAAAUCGCACCACACGCAUUACUUCAAGCAAUCCUUAAAAGAGCUUUAGGACCAGAAUGUUCUUGCAUUGGCUUAACAAAACGUUCUACUAACCCUGAAGGAAACCUACCUCAUCUAUUAUCUGCUGUGGGAAAAUUGUAUAAUUCUGGAACUCAACCUAAAAUUCAAAAUCUGUAUCCAGCUGUAACUUAUCCUGUAGCUAGGGGUACUCCUAUGAUUCAGUCGAUGGUUGAAUGGGAUCAUUCUGUAGAAUGGACAGUAGCUAACUUUGCUCAAAAGGAUGCUGGAUCUGGUGAAUCUAUAAUCAAAAUUGACUUAGGUACUGAAGAAGAUCAAUAUUUGUCAGGACAUGUGAUAGAUGGUAGAGUUUUAUUCCCUGCAACUGGAUAUUUGACUCUUGUAUGGAAAACUUUUGCUAAACUAAAUGAUAAAAAUAUUGAAGAUUUCCCUGUUGUUAUUGAAAAUGCUCAAUUCUUACGUGCUACUAUAAUGCCUAAAGAUGGAACUGUCAAAUUCUUAAUCAACAUUUUUGAAGGAAAUGGUAAUUUUGAAAUUUGUGAAGGUGGUUCUGUAGCUGUAACUGGUCGUAUCUUUAUUCCGGAUGAUAUAGAAAUUGAGCAACUAGAACUACCUGAACCUUAUGUUGAAGAAAAUAGUUUACCUUUAAAAUCUGGAGAUAUUUACAAAGAGUUGGGCCUCCGUGGAUAUGAUUACAAAGGAAUGUUUAAAGGAGUGAAAGAAAGUGAUAAUAAAGGUGUCAGUGGAAAGUUGGAAUGGAUUGGAAACUGGAUUAGUUUUAUUGAUACUAUGCUCCAGUUCUCCAUUUUAGGUUUAAAAACAAAGGAAUUAUAUUUGCCAACUAGAAUGCAAAGAAUUAUAAUUGAUCCUAAAAAACAUUUAGAGUUUAUUGAAGCAUUACCAGAGAAUUCUACUGUUCCAGUACAUAUGUUUAGAGAUAUUGAUGUCAUUAAAUCUGGAGGUGUAGAAUUACGUGGAUUAAAAGCAAGUUUAGCUCCUAGGCGUCAGCAAUCACAAGCUGCUCCUAAACUAGAAAAAUACACUUUUGUUCCAUAUAUAUCUGAAAAAAUAACACCUCCAAUUGAUGUAUCAAGUGUUUUUUCUGCAUUCCUCCAAAUUGCUUUAGAAAAUAGUGCUGGUGCAAUGAAAUUAAAAAUAGUGGAGUUUGGAGCUGAUAAACCAUUUGAAAAUAUAUUCAUGCCAAAUAUAGUUAACAUAUUAGAAUCUGAACCAUUAAUUACAUUGGAUGCUACAUUAGUAACUACACAAUCACAAGCUUUAGCUCCAUUCUUAGGACCAAUGGAAGUAAAAAUGGUCAAUAAAUCAUUAGAAAAUGGUCCUAUUGAUACUAAUGCACAUGUUGUGAUUGCUUUUGAUACUAUAAAAUCUCCAUCUUUAGUUAAAAAUUUGGGUGAAUCUGUGAAAUCUGGCGGCUUUAUUAUUUUAUGUGAAUCAAAAAAAUUUUCGGAAAGUAUUAUUGAAAAUAGUGAACUUGUUUUGGUUAGCAAAUUAGCCGGUGAAGAUAAAAUGUUCUUUUUAUUAAGAAAGUUGAACGAAGAUUUACCUAUAACAGAAGUUAUUCAAAUUACUGAAAAGUCUUAUGAUUGGGUUGAGACCUUGAAAGCUGCUUUGAAAUCUGCUGAAGCAGAUCCUAAUAAAAAAUUCAUUUUAUAUGCUCAAGGAGAAGAUACUAAUGGAAUAAUUGGAUUAAUGAACUGUGUAAAACAAGAACCAGGUGGUCUAAGUUUUAAAUCAGUUUUUAUUCAAGAUCCUGCAGCACCUAAAUUUUCAUUGACUCAUCCUCUUUAUGUCGAACAAUUAAAUAAAGACCUACUUAGUAAUGUACUAAAGCCAAAUAGUGUUUGGGGUACUAUGAGGCAUUUAAAAUUGGAAAACCAACAAGAUAAACCAUCUUUACAAGUUGAACAUGCUUAUAUUAAUGCUUUGACUAGAGGAGAUUUAAGUAGCUUAAAAUGGAUUGAAGGUCCUUUAACGUACCAUAAGCCUGAAUCUGAUGCAAGUACAGAAUUAUGUACAGUCUAUUAUGCUCCACUUAACUUCCGUGAUAUUAUGUUAGCUUCUGGUAAACUUCCACCUGAUGCAUUACCAGGAGAUUUGGCUGGACAAGAUUGUAUACUGGGAUUAGAAUUUUCUGGGCGUGACAGUAAAGGUAGAAGAGUUAUGGGUAUGCUUGCUGCUAGAGGAUUGGCUACAACUGUUUUAGCUGAUCCUGGUUUCUUAUGGGUUGUGCCAGAUAAAUGGUCUUUGGAAGAAGCUUCAACUAUUCCAGUUGUUUAUGGAACUGCCUAUUAUGCACUUUGUGUAAGAGGACGUAUGAAGCCUGGAGACUCAUUGUUGGUCCAUGCUGGUACUGGUGGUGUUGGUCAAGCUGCAAUUUCGAUAGCUCUUCAUAUGGGUGUUACAGUGUAUACUACUGUUGGUAGUAAACAAAAACGAGAAUUUUUGAAGAAAACUUUCCCACGGUUGACUGAUAAAAAUAUUGCCAAUUCCCGUGACACUAGUUUUGAACAACAUGUUCUCAGAGAAACUAAAGGACGUGGAGUAGAUCUUGUUUUAAAUUCUUUAGCAGAAGAUAAACUUCAAGCCUCUGUUCGUUGUUUAGCUAAAGAUGGUCGUUUCCUUGAAAUUGGAAAACUUGAUUUAUCUAACAAUAGUCCACUUGGAAUGUCUAUUUUCUUAAAAAAUACUACAUUCCAUGGAAUUCUUUUGGAUUCUUUGUUUGAUGCAAAGUCUGAUAAUGAAGAUAAAAAAGAAGUUGUUAGAUUGCUCAAUGAAGGAAUGAUAAAUGGUGCUGUUAAACCACUUCCUGCUACUGUUUAUAGUGAGUCACAAGCUGAACAAGCAUUUAGGUUUAUUGGUUCUGGAAAACAUAUUGGAAAAGUUGUAUUAAAAAUCAGAGAUGAAGAAUCAACAUCUGUUAUGAAACCAACAACUAAACUUGUUACUGCUAUACCAAGAUCUUACAUGAACCCUGAUAAAACAUAUGUACUUGUUGGUGGUCUUGGAGGUUUUGGCUUAGAGUUAGCUAAUUGGUUAGUUAUUAGAGGUGCUAAAAAUCUUGUGCUUACUGCCCGAAGUGGAAUUACUACUGGAUAUCAAGCUUUGUGUGUAAGAAAUUGGACUGGAGCUGGUGUUAAAGUAUUGAUUUCUAAAGCUGAUUGUUCAACUGAAGAAGGAGCCCAGCAGCUGAUUGAUGAAAGUAACAAAUUAGGUCCUGUUGGAGGUGUAUUCAAUUUAGCUGCAGUUUUAAGAGAUGCAUUUUUGGAAAAUCAAACCCCUCAAGAUUUUGAAAUUGUUAGUAAACCAAAAGUCAUCGGUACUAAAAACUUAGAUGUAAUUACUAAAAAAUGUUGCCCAGAAUUAGAUCACUUCAUUGUGUUUUCAUCUGUAUCUUGUGGACGUGGUAAUGCUGGACAAACCAACUAUGGCUUUGCUAAUUCUGUCAUGGAAAGAAUUUGUGAAGCAAGACAAGAAGCUGGUCUUCCAGGAUUAGCUAUCCAAUGGGGAGCUAUUGGUGAUGUGGGUCUAAUUAUGGAUACAAUGGGUGGAAAUGAUACAGUUGUUGGUGGUACUUUACCUCAACGUAUGGCUUCAUGCUUAAAUGCUUUUGAUACUUUCUUACAACUACCACAUCCUGUUUUGGCAUCAAUGGUAUUAGCAGAAAAAAGAAAGGGUGGAUCUGGUGGUGCAAACCAAGUAAGCUUACUUGAUGCAGUCGCCAAUAUUCUUGGAAUAAAAGAUACCAAGAACAUCAAUACAUCCGCUACAUUAGCAGAUUUGGGUAUGGAUUCUUUAAUGGGUGCCGAAAUCAAACAAACAUUAGAGAGGAAUUAUGACUUAGUAUUAAGUGUUGGAGAAAUUAGAACUUUGACUGUUAAAAGAUUGCAAGAAUUACAAAGUAAUGACACUGAAAUUGUUACUGACACUAAUACAGUAACUGCCGGUAAUGAUCAGGUUCAAUUUGAUAAUAAUUUAGUUCCUCAUGAAACAGUAGUCAGCAUGAAAAAAGAUGAAAACACCAAACCUAACUUGUUUAUGUUUAGUGCCAUUGAAGGUUUUGUUUCAUCAUUAGAAGAAAUUGCUAAUAAAUUAUCAUUUAAUGUUUACGGACUUCAGUGUACUGAAGAUGUUCCUACAGAUUCCAUGACAUCUUUAGCUAAAUUCUUUAUUUCUAAAAUUAAAGAAAUUCAAAAAACUGGUCCUUAUAAUUUAGUUGGUUAUUCAUUUGGCGCUGCAGUGGCAUAUGAAACUGGUGUGAACCUUGAAGCGUUAGGUGAAAAAGUCAACCUUGUUCUCUUAGAUGGAUCACCUGUAUAUGUUUUAACUCAUCAAAAUGCUUUUAAAAACCGACAUUCUGAUAACAAAGUUGAUGACAGAGAUGCUUACACAUAUUUUGUAAUGUUAUUUAAAGAACUAGAUUAUCAAAAGGUGUUUGACCAAAUAUCAUCAAAAAAAACUCAAGAAGAUCAACUUGAUGAAGUAGUGAAUAUCCUAUCUGACUUACCAGUGAGUAAAGAAGAAUUGAAAACUGCUGCCAAACUUUUUCAUGGCAAGCUCUAUGUUUCAUUCUAUUAUAAACCUGAAAAAUUUAGUGGUAAUAUCACACUAGUAACAGCCAAAGAUAAUUUUGUUUCUCUAGGACCUGAUUAUGGACUGAAACCUUUAUGCAAAGGUACAGUCAAAGUUCAUUCUGUUUCUGGAGAUCAUAGACAAAUAGUGAAAGGUGAAUCGGCUAAUUCUAUAGCUCAAAUUAUUUCUUCCUCUCUUACUAAAUAACUAUAUCUGACUUAUAUAUAUGACAUUUUUAUGUUAAAAAAUUUGUAGAUUAAAAUUAAUUAACUAUUUUUAUACUUUCAUUUAAUUAUAUUAAAUUAUAAACCUCAUUUUUUUUUUUCAAUAAUGAGGGGUUUAAGUAAAAUAUAACUUUAUUAUAUUGUUGUAAUAUUUUUUUUUAAUUUUGUUGUGCUUGUGUAAUAUUGUAAAAUAUAUAUACGUGAAAAUUGUCCAUUGGCUUUAGCAAUUAUUAACAUACAAGAAUAAGAUAUAAAAUUUUGUUAAUGACCUUAAAUUAUUUGUUCUGACACAUUCCAAUUUUGUGUUAAUUAUGUUUUAAGAUUUAUAUUAUAUAUAAAUAUUAUAUUAUAUUAUAUAUAAUUAGUAAUAUAAAUUUUGUUUUGAAAUUAUGAAA
This is a messenger RNA of Daktulosphaira vitifoliae (grape phylloxera), 8027 nucleotides long. RefSeq names its product fatty acid synthase-like. The transcript is spliced from 31 exons. The record is from RefSeq and is a predicted model, not a curated record. Gene Ontology annotation, biological process: fatty acid biosynthetic process. The coding region runs from base 428 to 7615 and encodes 2395 amino acids. Gene Ontology annotation, molecular function: oxidoreductase activity; phosphopantetheine binding; 3-oxoacyl-[acyl-carrier-protein] synthase activity. NCBI's taxonomy places the organism in Eukaryota, Metazoa, Arthropoda, Insecta, Hemiptera, Phylloxeridae.